AUGCUCCGAGACGUCUCGUACACAUUGGAUCGCUGUGAGCGCGAAUGCUUGAAGACUGUCUUUGACGAGCUCAUGAAACACGUCUUGAUUGAGGCCUUUAUGGAUCUUGUGAAAUUGUGGACAGGUCUGAUCAAAUAUAUGCGAGACAAUCCACAAAAAGCCGAUACCAUCUCAUCUAUGCUCGCUGACACCCCUGGAAAGGUCGAGAAAUCGUUUGCCCACCUCAAAGCCAUCGCUUCUACAAGUUUUGGAUCGGAAUUGCGGCGAGCCCCCACUCUCUCGGAGCCUCUUCCAGACAGUAUAGCCCUCCCGUGCGGCGGAGCACCGUAUCAUGACAGCAGAAAGUUUAUUGGUCGCGAGAAUGAGAUUGACGUCAUCCACGGAGAACUCGGUCCAGCAAACAUGAAGGAUCAGAGGUUCUGCACCAUCUGGGGCCUCGCUGGAAUGGGAAAGUCCAAAUUGGCGAUGGAGUAUGCGAAACGCUACGAGGGCGACUUUUAUGCCACUCUCUGGAUAAGUGCACAAAACGUAAUAUCCAUAGGUCAGAGCUUCACAAACAUUGCCAUCGAUUUUGGGCUGCAAAAGGCGACGAACGGCGGAAAGGUCGAUGAUAACAUACGGUUGGUAUUCAAUGCUAUCAAGAAGCGCGGCGGCAACUGGCUCAUUAUUUGGGACGACGUCAAAGAACAAGCAACAAUAAGGCCACACCUGACGCUAAACUCCAAGAGAGUCUCGACCCUCGUCACCACCAGAUAUCCUGAAGAGGCGGCAGUUUUCAGAUCACGAGGAACUCUUUUGCAUCUUAAAAAGCUGUCCAUGGACACCUCGACAGAACUCUUCGAACGGCUUCUGGGUCCAGACAAUCGCUACCCUGAAGGAUCGGAGGAUUCGAGAGCUGCUCAUGUCAUUCUUCAAAAAAUGGACGGUCACCCUCUCGGCAUAUGCACCAUGGCAACUCGUAUUGUCGCAAAAAAUCUGUCUGCCCGAGGCUUCCUCAUGCGCUACCGACGAGACAAUAUUCCCGUCGUCCCAGAACUGGCAGAUUACGAAAUUGCGCUGGAGGCAAUCUGGAACGAAUCUUUCCAGUACCUCAAGGAUAUGAAGGAGAGUAGAAAUGGCGACUGUUUUGACUUGCUUGGAGUACUGUCUUUCUGCUUCCCUGAUGCGAUUCCAAAGACGCUUUUUGCGACUGAGCAGCCCGAUGACUCGGAAGGCGUCACUCCGAUAUUCCACGACAAACAAAACAGAUACGAAGAGGCAUGUGAGAUGCUUCGAAAGUCUGGUCUCAUAGACUACGACAAGGACUACACGUCUAUCACCAUGCACCGGGUGACCCAAGGUGCCUUUCUCGCCUUUCUGGGCCCCGAAGCUAUCCAGUCCUCUUUUUGCCUUGCAGCCAGCUUGAUACAUCGGGCUUUCCCCAAGCAAGUCGAAGGCCGGUCCCUCCAUCUUCAAUGGGAUGACUGCCGUACCUACAUACAGCACAGCAACAAACUGAUCAAAGUAUACACGGAAUCAAGGCUGCCUCAUCGUCGGUAUCAGCCGCUGCAGCCGUGCGAAGACUUUCUUGAGCUCAUGGCUAAUGUUUGCUGGUACCUUGUCGAAAGUGGCCAAGACUCUGAGUGCCAGCGUCUAUCCGAAAUUGCACUAAAGGCCGUCGGGCCCAAUACCUAUCGUUACGCGCAUUUAAACAACUCGCUCUUUGCCAUGUCUUGGUUUCAGAACGAUCUGAAGAGUGCGUUUAAAUAUUGUGGUAUCGCUGCUUCUUCGAUGAAGGCCCACAGACCCGAGACAUCGGAGGAGUAUCUAGGAAUACUUUCCAACAAAGCCAGCUUGUUGGCGUCGGAUGGAAAAGAUACAGAGGCCCUAAAGCUCUACCUUGAGGUGGAAGAGACUCGUAAGAGGUACAAUUAUCCCCAAAAUAUCGCCCUCGCCUUUAUCAAUCUUGGGAUUGGUCGUUUGAAGAGCAAAAUGGGCGAGUUCGACGAUGCUGCAACAAGACUCGAGGCGGCUCGAAGUAUAGUACAACACGAGCAUGGACCGCACGGAAAAUACAUGCAGCAGUAG
This is a messenger RNA of Grosmannia clavigera kw1407, 2067 nucleotides long. RefSeq names its product tpr repeat-containing protein. Lineage: Eukaryota; Fungi; Ascomycota; Sordariomycetes; Ophiostomatales; Ophiostomataceae. The record is from RefSeq and is a predicted model, not a curated record. The transcript is spliced from 5 exons. Gene Ontology annotation, biological process: defense response to other organism. Bases 1 to 2067 code for a protein of 688 amino acids. Gene Ontology annotation, molecular function: protein binding; ADP binding.